Filobasidium floriforme is the source of this 1327-nucleotide messenger RNA. RefSeq names its product ribosomal protein L1p/L10e family-domain-containing protein. The transcript is spliced from 4 exons. NCBI's taxonomy places the organism in Eukaryota, Fungi, Basidiomycota, Tremellomycetes, Filobasidiales, Filobasidiaceae. Bases 73 to 1251 code for a protein of 392 amino acids. The record is from RefSeq and is a predicted model, not a curated record.
AAGCAAUCUCUUGAAUUCCCCCCCCCCCAACCGCUCAUCCCGAUUCGCCAAUUCAGGUUUAUCUCAUUAGCCAUGCCCAACAUUCCUAUGCCUGCCCAGGUGGAAAAGCCGGUCGCCGCCGCGUCGACGUCCAAGGCUCCCGCCCCGCUGCCCCAGAACUUUUCCAAGGACCAGGCAAAGAAGGCCGUCAAGGCGCUCUUGGCUCACCAUGUUAAGGACAAGGAGCGUCAGGAGGAAAAGACUUUGAUUUCCAAGGAUGAGCAUAUCUGGUUGGUUAUCAACACCCGAAGAAUGCCUACCAAGAAGAGCAACAAGCCGAGCCGAAUCAACCUUCCUCACCCCCCUCUUCCCCCUCCCCCAGCAACCUCGGUCUGUCUCUUCUCCAAAGACCCGCAACGGCAAUACAAAGAUCUCUUGCAUGAACAAGGCGUCAAAUUCAUCGCCCGUGUCGUUGGUCUCGAAAAGCUCAAGGGAAAGCACAAGCCUUACGAGGCCAGGCGGGCGUUGGCCAACGACCAUCAGGUGUUUUUGUGUGAUGAGAGCAUCAUGCCGAUGAUGCCCAAACUGUUGGGCAAGAUCUUUUUCGACGCCAAGAAGCAACCUCUUCCCGUUAACCUAAAAAAGAAAGAUAUCAAGACCGAGCUCGCACAGGCCAUCUCUUCUGCCUUUUUCCACGAGAGCUUGGGUACCACCUCCACCCUGAGAAUAGCUACUGCUGUUCAUCACAACGCCGAGCAGGUUCUUGAGAACUUGCUCGCCGCCCUUCCUGCCGUUGUCGGCAAGAUCCCCGAUGCAUGGGAUAACAUCAAGUCGGUCGGAAUCAAGACAUCGGGAUCGAUGCUGUUGCCCGUCUGGACUGUCGAUCCCGCCAAGCUGUACAGCGCCGAGGACGUCGACGUCAAGGUGAAGAGCAAGGCGGAGAAGAAGCGACUUCGAGGCGAGGAGAGCGACGACAGCAUGAUGACCGCAAGCGAGGACGAGUCGGCCCCGAGCUCGAAAAAGUCGAAAAAGAAUGGCAAGGAGUCGAAACAGGCCGAGCCCGUCGCCGUCCCCGCCCCUUCCCCGAAAAAGGCUGCCGCUUCGCCAAAAGCCGCAAAGCAGGCUGUUGUUCCGGAGCCCAAGGCUGAGAAGGAGCCCAAAAAGGUGCUCGCUGGAAAGACCAAGGACGCCCUCCCUGCCAAGAAGAAGACGGCGGGUGCUGCCGGGCGGUCAUCCGUCAAGGCUAGCGUGAUCGGCAAGAAGAAGCAGUAGAUAACGUUUUCCAAGCUUUGUAGAUUUUGUGUAGUAGGGCUCGCAGUGGAUAGCUCGUUUCGAUCAUGACCAUGCU